Messenger RNA from Calypte anna (Anna's hummingbird), 928 nucleotides. RefSeq names its product palladin-like. The coding region runs from base 134 to 928 and encodes 264 amino acids. The record is from RefSeq and is a predicted model, not a curated record. The transcript has 3 exons. Lineage: Eukaryota; Metazoa; Chordata; Aves; Apodiformes; Trochilidae.
GCUUACUGAGGACCAAGCAACCCUUAGUCCAUAGCUGGAAUAAUUUCAAGCCUACUUUCAUAAAGAAGGAAAAAAGCAACUUGACAGGUUAACUAUAUUUGAGACUCUUCAUAUUUGCCUGUUCAGUGUAAGAAUGCAAGACAGAAGCUGUGGUCAGGCAUUGCCUCUUUCUUUAAUGCUGAAGGAGGCUUACUGUACCGAGAGAAGCACCAAUAAGGGAUAUCCUGAAAAUACGUCAGAAGCUUCGUCCUACCGUGACUUUUUCUAUGAUUCGCUAUCAGACAUAGAGAACAAGGAGUUUUCAAAUGAACUUUCUGCUUUCCUUACCCAGGAGGAGGUACGUAAGAGCCUUGACAUAGCUUGGGAAGCCAUUGCCAGCUCCAUGAAGGAGGAACAGAGGGCAGCACAGGACUUUAGUCAUUAUUUCAACAACUCUUAUUCUUGCACAUCAGAAAAUCCUUCUUUUGGGGAUACCAAACUGCAUGAGCAAGAUGAUUUACAAACAGCUCAAGCAAGCGCGUUGGCUUCAUCUGCUUCAAGUCACAUUCUUCCAGGGAAUCAGAAAGAGCAAUCUACCACACUUCAAACAGCAAGUAGUUUUGCCACAGUUUCCAGGAGGCAAGAAAGCACCUCACCUUUGCUAACUGCUAAUCCCAGCUUUAUUAGAAGCCUGACACAUUUGGAGAAAGAUGGUCCAGGUAUGCCUAAGACAAGACCAAAGCCUGAGUUGGCAUCCCAGGAAGAAAUUCCUUUCAGGAACAAGCUGUGUGACAAAGCUGCCCCAUUUAUAGAGGAACUGUCAUCUCUGUUUAGACAGGCAGCAAAGACAAGAGGCAGAAGUCCUGAUGGGGAGUCUUCUUCUCCAGACAGUGGAUACCUGUCUCCUAAAAAGAAACAACCACCUAUAAGCAACUCAGAAGAGGAUUAA